Dimorphilus gyrociliatus is the source of this 1391-nucleotide messenger RNA. The record is from the annotation of a GenBank genome assembly. Lineage: Eukaryota; Metazoa; Annelida; Polychaeta; Dinophilidae.
AUAGUGAAAAAUAUUACUGUUAGUUCGAGAAAAUUCGGCAUAUACAUCUUCAAAUAAACAAAAAAAAAAAGAUUAAUAUUACCGGUAUUGUCUGUAAACUACAAAUAAAAUUGAUACAAGAACGUAAAGCUUCCGAAAUUUGAAGACUGACUUUUAAUAUACUUCAUUCAGUAUAUAGGCAUCAAGGUUGUUUUAUAUCUUUUAAAUCCUAUUACACUUAUACCACAGAUAUGAUAUUAAACGAAAAUGUUAAGGAUUUAAUCAUCUUUUUAAAAUGUCUGCAAAUAUUGAGAAAAGAGGAUAUUAUUUCUUUUAAAUAUUAUAUUUUCCUAGGUUUUAAUUAGAUCAGUUUUUGUAAUUACAAAAUUUAUAAAAAAAACAACUGUAAAUUUUAUUUUAGCAUGGAAAAUAUGGAAAAUAAAUCAAAUGGAGAAGAUCAAUCAAAUGAAGUGAAAUCUUCAAAUUCAAAUACUGAAAUCAACGAGGAACCAGAAUAUGGGGACGACUGGUUAGACGUUCUUGGUAGUGGAGCAUUAAUGAAAAAGAUUCACAAAGAGGGUUCCGGUGAAAAACCUAAUAAAGGCGACGCUGUUGUUCUGUCUGUCAAGACUUAUUUAAAAGAAGGUGAUACUUUAGUCGAUGACAAUAAAAAAUUAGAAUUUGUAUUAGGAGAUGGAGAUGUCAUACGGGCUUUAGAAUUAACUGUGUCUCUAAUGCUUGUGGGUGAGGAAUGCGAAAUAAUACUACAAUCUAAACUUGGCUAUAAGGAGUUUGGAUUGAAGCCAAAUAUUCCUCCAAAUGCAGACCUGAAAAUUUUCAUUCAUUUCAUUUCGAACGAUGGACCACUUGACUAUGAAAAAAUGUCGGCUAAAGACAAAAGUAGUAUAUGCAAUGCAAAAAGAGAUAAUGGAAACUCUCUAUAUAGUAGAGGAGACUAUAGCGAUGCCAUUCAGUGCUACACCAAAGCGUUAACCAUACUCGACACUUCAGGAGAAGCUAUAAAUGAUAGUCAGGAAGACUUGCAAGAGUUACUAGAAAUUAAAGUCAAAUGUCAUACAAAUCUGGCUGCUGCUCAAUUGAAAGUGGGAGCGUAUGAUGCUGCAGAGCAAUCAUGCUCUUUGGCUCUUGCAAUUCAACCUGACAAUGUUAAGGCUUUAUUCAGAAAAGCUAAAGCCUUAAUCAAUAAAGGUGAACUCGAACAAGCAUCGGAGUUAAUGAAAAAAGCUCUCAGUAUAGAUCCUUCGGAGAGAGCAAUACAUUAUGAACAAGCUAAACUUCUCUCACGAAUUAGAGAACAAAACAAUUCUCAAAAGAAAAUUUAUCAAAGAAUGUUUGGAGGACCACACAAUCCUAGUAAUUCGGAUGCUCCGGCAAGCAAACAGGUAUUUUAG